AUGCCGAAGAAGCCUGAUUUUCAGCCUGUUGCUUUUAUUAGCUACGUACAGGUGAUGCCUUCGAGCAAGGGAUUAUCUUCUUCACAGCCCAAUGGGUUUCAACAAGUUCAAAUCAAAGAUCGAUAUUCAUACAAACAUGCUUAUGGUGGAGGCUCAAGCAGCUUUACUAGGAGCUGCAAGGCUGAAAAGUUUGUGGACAAGAGGACUGGCGGCUUGGGUUACAAGCAUGAGGCAAAGUACACCUCCACCGCCAAACAUGUGGACAAGAAGCAAGGGUUUACCACUGAGUGCCAAACCCAGGUGAAGUACAAGAAGUCCGUUUACCCUAACAAGACCCAAGUGAAACAGUCUGCUUCUCCUACUCCUAAAAAGACCCAAGUGAAGUGCAAUAACUGUGCUUGUCCUAACAAGACUCAAGCGGUGGUCCAGAAGUCUGCUUCUCCUUACAAGAGUGUAACCAAGUCCUACAGCAAACGUAUUGACUAUUAUUAG
Molecule: messenger RNA, 492 nt
Organism: Prunus armeniaca (apricot)
Lineage: Eukaryota; Viridiplantae; Streptophyta; Magnoliopsida; Rosales; Rosaceae
Source: the annotation of a GenBank genome assembly